Messenger RNA from Orycteropus afer afer, 2835 nucleotides. It is a transcript of the gene SFSWAP, whose product is annotated as splicing factor SWAP. Bases 1 to 2835 code for a protein of 944 amino acids. Gene Ontology annotation, molecular function: RNA binding. Gene Ontology annotation, biological process: mRNA 5'-splice site recognition; RNA processing. The transcript is spliced from 18 exons. The record is from RefSeq and is a predicted model, not a curated record. NCBI's taxonomy places the organism in Eukaryota, Metazoa, Chordata, Mammalia, Tubulidentata, Orycteropodidae.
AUGUACGGCGCGGGCGGAGGCCGCGCCAAAGCUGAGCGGAAAAGCGGCGCGAAGGAGGAGGCCGGGCCCGGCGCUGCCGGCGGCGGGGCCAGCAGAGUGGAGCUCCUGGUUUUCGGCUAUGCCUGCAAGCUGUUCCGGGACGACGAGCGGGCCCUGGCCCAGGAACAGGGGCAGCAUCUCAUCCCCUGGAUGGGGGACCACAAGAUCCUCAUCGACAGAUAUGACGGACGUGGUCACCUGCAUGACCUUUCCGAGUACGAUGCCGAGUAUUCCACCUGGAACAGAGAUUACCAGCUGUCAGAAGAGGAGGCCCGAAUAGAUGCCCUGUGUGAUGAGGAGAGGUAUUUAGCCUUGCAUACGGACUUGCUUGAGGAGGAGGCCAGGCAAGAGGAAGAAUACAAGCGACUGAGUGAAGCUCUAGCGGAGGAUGGGAGCUAUAACGCUGUGGGGUUCACUUACGGCAGUGAUUACUAUGACCCCUCAGAACCAACAGAGGAAGAGGAGCCUUCCAAACAGAGAGAAAAAAAUGAGGCUGAAAAUCUGGAGGAAAAUGAGGAGCCGUUUGUUGCCCCUUUGGGAUUGAAUGUCCCACCCGAUGUGGAGCUGCCACCAACGGCCAAAAUGCACGCCAUCAUCGAGCGCACAGCCAGUUUCGUGUGCCGGCAGGGCGCCCAGUUUGAGAUCAUGCUGAAAGCCAAGCAGGCCCGGAACUCACAGUUUGACUUUCUGCGUUUCGAUCACUACCUCAACCCCUACUACAGACUUAUCCAGAAAGCCAUGAGGGAGGGGCGUUACACGGCUCCAGCAGGAAACAAAGCUGAAGAGGAGAAAAAAUCAGGGGUCGUCUCUGACAAUGAAGAUGAUGAUGACGAAGAAGACGGUAAUUACCUGCAUCCGUCUCUCUUUGCUUCCAGGAAGUGCAGUCGCCUGGAGGAGCUCAUGAAGCCUUUGAAGGUGGUGGAUCCCGAUCACCCUCUCGCAGCGCUUGUCCGUAAAGCCCAGGCCGACAGCUCCACACCCACCCCCCAGGCAGCCGAGGGCACAGCUGCACAACCCCCCCAGGUGGAAUACACGACCGACUCGACAGUGGCAGCCAUGUACUACAGCUACUACAUGCUGCCCGAUGGCACCUGCUGUCUGGCACCACCCCCUCCUGGGAUUGACGUGGCCACUUACUAUAGCACCCUGCCUGCUGGCGUGACCGUGUCCAGCUCCACCAGUGUGACUACCACUGCCCCUCCACCUCCCGGGACCACACCACCGCCCCCACCGUCCACCGCAGAGACAAGCAGUGGGGUGACCUCUACAACUACCACCACAAGUGCCCUGACCCCAGUGGCAGCCAUCAUCCCUCCACCCCCGGACAUCCAGCCUGUCAUUGACAAGCUGGCUGAGUAUGUGGCCAGGAACGGGGUGAAGUUUGAGACCAGCGUCCGGGCCAAGAACGACCAGAGGUUUGAGUUCCUGCAGCCCUGGCACCAGUACAACGCCUACUACGAGUUCAAGAAGCAGUUCUUCCUCCAGAAGGAAGGUGGUGACAGUGCACAGGCUGCGGCAGCACCAGAAGAGGCUCCCGCCGAGUCUGCCCCUGAGAAACCGAGUGAGGCCGUGGACGACGGGGUGUCUGAAGAUGCAGCUGAGGGAGGAGGAAGGGCACCCUCUGGGAAGAAGGAGGCGGCGUCCGGCAAAGCCGUGCCGGACGGGAAACUUGUGAAAGCAUCCUUUGCGCCAAUAAGCUUUGCAAUCAAGGCCAAAGAGAACGACCUGCUUCCCCUGGAAAAGAACCGUGUCAAACUGGAUGACGACAGUGAUGAAGAUGAAGAAGGCAGGGAGGGCCAGGAGAGCUGCAGCAGCGUCACCAGUGCGAACCCGGCCGUCGUCACACCCUGUGUGGUUGUGGAGGAAAAGAAACCACCUCUUACCCAGGAGGAGCUGGAAGCAAAACAAGCAAAGCAAAAGCUGGAGGACCGGCUCGCCGCUGCCGCCAGGGAGAAGCUCGCCCAGGCCUCAAAGGAGUCAAAGGAGAAGCAGCUCCAAGCAGAGCGUAAAAGGAAAGCAGCUUUGUUUUUACAAACCUUAAAAAACCCUCUGACAGAAGCAGAAGCUGGCAGGAUUGAGGAGAGCCCAUUCCCUGUGGAGGAGCCCAGUGCCACGGCUUGCACUCCGCCGGCUGUGGGGAGAGCCCUGCCCUCUGUGGAAGGAAAACCGCCUGGCCGACCUUCCAGCAGAGGCAGAGAGCCACCCCGGGAAGAAGAGAAGGAGAAGAAAAAGAAAAAGCACAAAAAGCGGUCUCGAACGAGAUCUCGCUCACCCAAGUACCACUCGUCAUCCAAGUCCAGGUCCAGGUCACACUCGAAAGCCAAGCACGCCCUCCCCAGUGCCUACCGGACAGUGCGGAGGUCAAGGUCCCGGUCCCGGUCUCCUCGGAGAAGGGUGCACUCUCCAGAGCGGCGCAGGGAAGAGCGGAGCGUCCCCACUGCCUACCGUGUGAGCAACAGCCCCGGGAUCAGCCGGAAGCGGACGCGCUCCAGGAGCCCCCACGAGAAGAAAAAGAAGAGGCGGUCACGGUCACGGACCAAGUCCAAGGCCAGGUCUCAGUCGGCAUCCCCCAGCAAGCAGUCUGCACAUAGGACAGCAGCGCGAUCAGCCAGUGUCUCUCCUGUGGAGAGCCGGGGGUCCAGCCAGGAGCGCUCCAGGGGAGUCUCUCAGGAAAAAGACGGUCAGAUCUCGUCCGCCAUUGUCUCCUCCGUGCAAAGCAAAAUAACUCAGGACCUUAUGGCCAAAGUGAGAGCAAUGCUUGCGGCUUCCAAAAACCUGCAGACCAGCGCCUCCUGA